AUGACUACAGUUGCGCUGCAUGGAGACGAAGCCGUUCUGGAAUUUGAUAUCCCUGACACUGUUUUACUACCCAAUCUAACAGCUCUUACCCUUGAUAUACCCAAUCAAAAUAAUCUACGAUCGAUGGGAAACCUUACUGCAAAGUCAUUCCCGGUUAUCGAUCAAGUGUAUUAUUUUGGAACUGUAACAUUUGAUCCAAGCUUUGAAAAACUUACAAAUCUAAAAUCAAUGACUGGCAAUGUUGGAAUCGUUGGACCCCUCAAUCAAGAAACUGCAUUAUGCAAGUUAGGCGGUGUCGUAUUGACGGAUACUGGUGUAACAUCAGUUCCAGAUUGUUUCUGGUGUUAUAUUAACGAACCAUAUGGUAGAUUUGUAGUUGGCUCCAAUGUUAAGAUACCAGUUGGAUUUAAAUGUACAAUCACUUUUGACAGUACAAAUAUAAUAACAGUAUUCAAACGGGGUGUCAUCAAGGGUAAAAAUAUAGGGUGGGGUGUAACUAUCGGAAGUAAUCUUCUUGUUCCAAUCGUUCCAAAUGAACAGUUAGAGGUUACCGUCAGUGGAGUUGCAGCCACCGGACCACCACAAUUAUUCAAUAUUCAGUUUGGUGAAAACUAUCCUCAAUACACAUUCCCAUUCAAUGUGACAGAGGCUGGAUUCAAUGUAUCAACACCUACUACCAAUCAACAACCAAACUUUAAAACCACCGUCGCUGUUACAUUCUCGACUAUGAAUACUUACUUUAAUCAUUCUGCGUCGAUUAAUGGUGUAGUGCCAACAACAUCAUCAAACGUUGCCAAUACCUAUCAAUUUAUAUUCUUUGGUCUUGCAUUUGGAACAAAUAAUGUUAAAAUUGCCAAUGACUAUUAUUCAAUCAUUGUUCCAGUUCAAUAUGCACAAUCAUACCCAAUUGUCAAUAAUUUUGUAUCAGAUCCAAUUAUUGUAUCUGGAUCAACGAUUCAAUUGGAGGGUAAUUUUGGAACAUUUCUCGUCAGUUCAUCGGCCACCAUUCAAAAUAGCAACAGUCAAUACAACUACUCUGUUUGUUUAAUCACCGAGUUUACAACAACUAGAAUAUCGUGUCGUGUAGUGUCACCAAUUUCAAGUGGUCUUGCUACUUUUAAUAUCACUGUCGAUGGAUACUCUAUUCUCAACCAAUACUCUAUUCAAUCUGCUCAACAACAAUGUGAGAGUAUCACUAAUCAUUGUGCUGGUAAUGGUGUUUGUACUCCAGAUGGUAAUUGUAUUUGCAAUAUUAAUCAAGGUGCUUAUUAUAAUAAUUGUUCAAAACCAUAUCCAUUUGCAACGAGUGGACAAGUGAAUGAUCAAAAUACAACACAACGAUCGAUUAGUUUAUUUGGUGAUUUUGGACCCAACCCACUGACCAACUCAUCUGUCAGAAUCAACAACACAAUGAAUUGUAUCAUCGAUCAAGCACAAUCAUCUCAAUCCACCAUUCAUUGUCAACUUGAAUCAUCACCAACCACAUAUGGACCUGCUUCUGUUCAACUAAAUGUCGAUGGAUUGUUGUUUGAUAGUAAAACAUAUCUUAUUAAAUUCAUUAAACCAUCAUCACCCGGUGGAUCAACUACAACUACUUCAACGACAACAACCGCCACCACAACAGGAGGUAAUACACCUAAAACACCUCAAGAAAUAUGCCAAGAGACGACACAAUAUUGUUUUGGUCAUGGAACAUGUGAUGACAAUGGAAUAUGUCAAUGUCAAAAUGGUUUUAAUCCAGUUGAUAAUUGUAUGACUAAAUAUGCAGACAAUACAACCUAUAUUCCCGAUCCAGAAUCACCAUCAACAACCAUCACAGUAGAUGGAGUUGAAUUUGGAUUUGAUAUUGUUGCCAUUCAAGAAAUAGGAUUGGACAAUGAAAUUGUCAAAGAACUAUUGACCAAUAGUUGGUUGUCAAACAUCACCAACAGCAGUUCACUGACCAAUGCAGUCUAUCAACUAGUAAUCUCCAACACAAGUAUACUCGCAGAUACUCAAGUGACAGUAAACAUAUCAUUCUCUUCACAAUCGAGAACCGUCACAUUUGGCAACCAACAACUGCUGAUCAAUCCCAACUCAAUUAAAUUGGCAGUAUCUAUUGUUGAUUGGGAAUACUCUUCAAAUGUAGCAACACUCAGAGUAGUAUUAAAGACAACAACCAACAAUCAACAAUCAAUCGAAUACAAUUGCCAAGAGACAGACAUCCCAUCAUUCUCAUAUGAUGAUUAUGGUACGCUUCAAUAUUUCAGAGUACUCAAAGACAAUGUUCAAUUCAACGGUAGAUUCAUUGACUUUGCAGUAGCAGAUGGUCGACCAACAUAUUCACAAACACUACUCAUCAAUCAAACAUCAAUCAGUUCCAAUCAAACAUCAGCGAUGAUUGGUAUCACACUACCUCAAUGUCAAUCAUGUGUACUCGAUCCCGAUUUCACACCAUUGCUAGUUGUCAAUGAUAAAGAUGGUAGUUGUUCAUCAAAAGAUGAUGACAAAAAGUGGAAGGUUAUCGUUGGAUGCGUUGUUGGUGGUAUCGGUUUUCUUGCCAUCGCCAUUGCAACUACCAUUUACAUUAAAAAGACUCUGACCACAAAGAAAUAUAACAAAAAGAUAGAGAUGAAAUUUCGGAAAUAA
Cavenderia fasciculata is the source of this 2628-nucleotide messenger RNA. RefSeq lists its product as uncharacterized. The transcript is spliced from 5 exons. The coding region runs from base 1 to 2628 and encodes 875 amino acids. The record is from RefSeq and is a predicted model, not a curated record. NCBI's taxonomy places the organism in Eukaryota, Evosea, Eumycetozoa, Acytosteliales, Cavenderiaceae.